This is a messenger RNA of Anthonomus grandis grandis, 1208 nucleotides long. RefSeq lists its product as uncharacterized. The coding region runs from base 33 to 419 and encodes 128 amino acids. The record is from RefSeq and is a predicted model, not a curated record. The transcript is spliced from 2 exons. Lineage: Eukaryota; Metazoa; Arthropoda; Insecta; Coleoptera; Curculionidae.
AAGGUGUUAGUAACAAUAAAUUCACAUUUAAAAUGGCGGUUUUAAGUAAAUUUAAAAGAUUUAACAUAAGAAUCGUAAACAAAGAGGACCGUGGAGGUUUCAGAACUGCCAACGCGAGACUAGUAAGGAAGCUACGGAACGCCUUACUAUUGAAUAGAAUCUUAAUGUCACUUGAAGACAAACGAGUGAAAAAACAAAUGACGUUGGAUGAACUUUAUGAGCAAUUAGCUGAGAGACUCUCAAGGAAAACUUCACUGGAAGAACGUGAGGAUGAAAGUGAGGAGGAAUCUGAUACUGAAUCUGAGUUGGAGGAUGAGGAGGAGGAGGAGGAGGAGGUUGUCACCCCGCAGAUGUGGCUUGAAUUGUUUAUGUUGGUGGCGUAUAUGGUAGUUGUGUUGGUUUUGGUGAAAUUCGAGUGAGGAGGAUGCGUCAAAAAUGCUGCUUUCGAAGCUGAUCCUAAUUAAAAAAAAUCAAAUUAGGCUUAUAGAAUUAAAAUAGUUAAGUAAAUUAGUAAUUAGAACUAAAAAUGAAAAUUAGUUUAUACUUAAUUAAAAAAAAACAAAGCUUAAUAGUUCACUUUUAUAUUAUUAUAAAAAUUUAAGUGAAUUUUCAUGUUCUUCAUUUAUAUUUAUAUGUAUUUAUACCACUCUAUAAUAGACUAAAACAACAUGAUUAAAAGAACGAUUUUCAAGCUUCAAUACCAUUAAUAAACCUUAUCAAAACGACACUAAAACAUAAUGCUUUAAGCCAUCCGGUAGUUCACUAGUUUAUUAAUGAAUAUCGUCGUGUGCAUUCACCUUCUAUAAAAAUCAACUGGCUCACGAUGAAUUGCCAAUCAAUCUUGCCAUCUUUUGAAGUUGACGUUGAAGCUGGACCAUUCGAAGACAUUGUGAAAUAUGAAGAAGAAGGCGAGAUCCAAGAAAACUUCAUGGGGGUGUCCAAGAGGAACCAAGUUGAGCCAAUGGGGUUCGUCAUUGAAAAUGAAAUAAAGAGGUGCAACAACAUGUACAACUUUCCAAAGAAUAGAAGAAGACCGAUAAGGAUUAUUACUCUGUUGAUCCUAUUUUAUGUUUUAAUUAUUGUUUUUGUUUUGGCGUAUUUGUUUAUUGGAUAUUUCGAGCAAAAGUAAAACAAAUUUAAUAUUAAAGUUUAUGGUUAUUGUUACAUUUAAUUAGUUUAGUUUUAAUUCAUUAAAAAUAUUUCUAAAA